AUGACGAAGAGUAACGGAGAAGACGCCAGAACUGGCAACAGGAUGGAACGCUUCCAGCAAGGAGUUCGGAAACGUACAGUCAUGGCAAAAAAGAGGGUGCAAAGUAUCACAAAGGAGGAUGUUAAAAGUUACCUACUGCGGAAUUUUUUUGUGCUGUUCACCAUCAUUGCGGUCAUUGUUGGGGUCAUCAUUGGAUUUUCCCUCCGCUCAUACCACCUGAGCUACAGAGAAGUUAAAUACUUUUCCUUCCCUGGAGAACUCUUAAUGAGAAUGCUGCAGAUGCUGGUUUUGCCUCUCAUAGUGUCCAGCUUAGUGACAGGAGUUGCUGCCCUGGACAGCAAAGCGUCAGGGAAGAUGGGACUUAGAGCUGUUGUCUACUACAUGAGUACCACCAUCAUUGCCGUCUUCAUUGGAAUAAUCAUGGUGGUCAUAAUUCAUCCUGGGAAAGGGUCGAAGGAAAAGAUGCACCGAGAAGGCAAAAUUGUACAGGUGACAGCUGCAGAUGCCUUUCUGGACUUAAUCAGAAACAUGUUUCCUCCAAAUCUGGUUGAAGCCUGCUUUAGACAGUUCAAAACAAACUACGAGGAAAGAACGCACAGUGCACCGGUUGCAGUUAAUGAAUCAUCGGUCCUUACUGCCAUUAUAAACAAUGUGACAGAAGCAAUGGAGAAUCUCACCCAGUUGAAAAAGGAGAUGAUCCCCAUUCCAGGCGCUGUAAAUGGAGUGAAUGCCCUUGGGCUGGUAGUGUUCUCAAUCAGCUUUGGACUGGUGAUUGGGAACAUGAAGGAGCAAGGACGAGCAUUAAGAGAUUUCUUUGAUAGCCUUAAUGAGGCCAUCAUGCGACUGGUAGCACUAAUUAUGUGGUAUGCCCCACUUGGUAUCAUGUUCUUGAUCGCUGGGAAAAUUGUUGAGAUGGAAGAUAUGGGUGUGAUCGGAGGACAGCUUGCCAUGUAUACAAUAACCGUUAUCAUUGGAUUGCUCAUCCACGCUAUCGUUGUUCUCCCGCUACUCUACUUCCUAGUCACUCGAAAGAACCCUUGGGUCUUCAUUGGAGGAUUGCUGCAAGCUCUCAUCACAGCCUUAGGAACAUCAUCAAGUUCCGCCACCUUGCCCAUCACAUUUAAAUGUUUGGAAGAAAACAAUGGAGUGGAUAAACGUAUUACGAGAUUUGUGCUCCCUGUGGGUGCAACUAUUAACAUGGAUGGCACAGCUCUGUAUGAGGCACUGGCUGCAAUUUUCAUUGCACAAGUUAAUAACAUGGAACUAAACUUUGGACAGAUUAUCACAAUCAGCAUCACGGCUACUGCUGCCAGCAUCGGUGCAGCUGGAAUUCCUCAGGCUGGCCUGGUCACCAUGGUGAUUGUAUUGACAUCUGUCGGCUUGCCAACAGACGAUAUUACCCUGAUCAUUGCAGUCGAUUGGUUCUUAGACCGCCUGCGUACCACUACUAACGUUCUGGGAGAUUCCAUCGGUGCAGGGAUUGUAGAACACUUGUCACGGCACGAAUUGAGGAACAAGGAUGCCGAGAUGGGCAAUUCGGUGAUCGAGGAGAAUGAAAUGAAGAAGCCUUACCAGCUGAUCUCACAAGAGAAUGAAAAUGAAAAGCCCGUAGACAGUGAAACCAAGAUGUGA
This is a messenger RNA of Eublepharis macularius, 1632 nucleotides long. RefSeq names its product solute carrier family 1 member 3 (gene SLC1A3). The coding region runs from base 1 to 1632 and encodes 543 amino acids. Gene Ontology annotation, biological process: L-aspartate import across plasma membrane; D-aspartate import across plasma membrane; L-glutamate import across plasma membrane. The transcript has 9 exons. Lineage: Eukaryota; Metazoa; Chordata; Lepidosauria; Squamata; Eublepharidae. Gene Ontology annotation, molecular function: glutamate:sodium symporter activity; neutral L-amino acid transmembrane transporter activity; L-glutamate transmembrane transporter activity. Gene Ontology annotation, cellular component: plasma membrane. The record is from RefSeq and is a predicted model, not a curated record.